GACCUAUAAACACAAAUCCGAUCGAAUUCUAUCGAAAUGUAUUACUCGAACUCAGACUCAGUUUCUAUUCGGACUCGCAGGCGAAAUCAAAAGGCUACAAGCGCCCUAUUAAUUGUGAUCUAAAUUGAAUCGCUUCGUAUACAGUUUUUUGGAUCCUAAAUUACUGCAUCGCGCGCGAAGAGAAGCUAGCUAGCCCGACACCUCUUGCAGCUUCGUCUUCGUCGUCGACAUCGAUCAAUGGCGCCCGGCGGCGACGGCGACUACUACCGGACGCUGGGGAUCGAGCGCGGCGCCAGCAAGGCCGAGGUGAAGGCCGCGUUCUACCGCCUCGCGCCGCUGCACCACCCCGACCGCCACGCGGCCUCCGACGCCGCCGCCCGCGCCGCCGCCGGCGGCCGCUUCCGCCGGGUGUACGACGCCUACACCGUCCUCCACAGCGACGCCACCCGCGCCGCCUACGACCACCUCCCUCGCACCGCCACCUCGCCGCCCACGAGCCGCGGGAGCGGCGGCGCCGCCGCCUCGGGUAGCAGCUACGGCCGCUGCUUCUCUCGGCCUCAGCCGCCGUCGAUGAAGCUGCCCGUAAUCUUGUUCUUUUCGCUCGUAACCGGCAGCGCCCUGCUUGUGGCUUUGUCAAGAGGAAAAAACAAAGCAGCAAAUGAGCAAGAUCCUAAUGUCAAUAAAGCGGAUACACAUCGUCACCACCUAAGUUCUGAAUUCAAACUCUAA
Molecule: messenger RNA, 729 nt
Organism: Oryza sativa Japonica Group (Japanese rice)
Lineage: Eukaryota; Viridiplantae; Streptophyta; Magnoliopsida; Poales; Poaceae
Source: RefSeq, a predicted model, not a curated record